AGGUCUGCAGUGCCUCUUCCCCGGGUACCCGGAGCAGUCGCCGCCGCCGCUCAGCCCCGCGGCCGGACCCCCACCCUCACCUGGGACUCCCUUACCCGGGGUACCCAGCCAGGUCUCCAAAGGCUCCUGGAAGAGAACUACGCAGCCCUUCCUGAGUGACCCUGGCUCCCCAGACCAACCUGGCUCCCCUUUCCCUUCUGAUCCCCCUGUUCCUUCCCUCCCUUCCCCACUCACCCUUCUGAACUCAAUGUAGAUCCAAGCCCUUUUCCUUCCCAGCUCCUAUUUCCUCUUAUCCUGAGUCCAAAGAUUCUGGAACCUGUUCCCACCUUGGGGAGGGAUCUUCUUGACUCUACCCGUCCUUGAGCAGAAACUUGAAAAGCAACCAGAGAAGGAGGCAGAUCUGGUGAAGUGUCCAAAGCCCGAUCAUGGAAGAGGGCUUCCGAGAUCGGGCAGCCUUCAUCCGUGGGGCCAAAGACAUUGCCAAGGAAGUCAAGAAGCAUGCGACCAAGAAAGUGGUGAAGGGCCUGGACAGAGUCCAGGAUGAGUAUUCUCGAAGAUCCUAUUCCCGCUUUGAAGAGGAGGAGGAUGACGAUGACUUCCCUGCCCCUGCUGAUGGCUAUUACCGUGGAGAAGGGGCCCAGGAUGAGGAGGAAGGUGGCGCAUCCAGUGAUGCCACCGAGGGCCAUGACGAGGAUGAUGAGAUCUACGAGGGGGAGUAUCAGGGUAUUCCCCGGGCAGAAUCUAGCGGCAAAAGUGAGAGGAUGGCAGAUGGGGCACCCCUGGCUGGAGUGAGAGGAGGCUUGAGCGAUGGGGAGGGUCCUCCCGGGGGCAGGGGGGAGGCACAGAGGCGGAAAGAACGUGAAGAACUGGCCCAGCAGUAUGAAACCAUCCUUCGGGAGUGUGGCCACGGCCGAUUCCAGUGGACGCUCUAUUUCGUGCUUGGUCUGGCACUGAUGGCUGAUGGUGUGGAGGUCUUUGUGGUGGGCUUCGUGUUGCCCAGUGCAGAGAAAGACAUGUGCUUGUCUGACUCCAACAAAGGAAUGCUGGGCCUCAUCGUCUACCUAGGCAUGAUGGUGGGAGCCUUCCUCUGGGGAGGUCUGGCUGAUCGGCUGGGUCGGAGACAGUGUCUGCUCAUCUCACUCUCAGUCAACAGUGUCUUCGCUUUCUUCUCAUCUUUCGUCCAGGGUUAUGGCACUUUCCUCUUCUGUCGCCUCCUCUCUGGGGUUGGGAUUGGAGGGUCUAUCCCCAUUGUCUUCUCCUAUUUCUCGGAGUUUCUGGCCCAGGAGAAACGUGGGGAACAUUUAAGCUGGCUCUGCAUGUUCUGGAUGAUUGGUGGAGUAUAUGCAGCCGCUAUGGCCUGGGCCAUCAUCCCCCAUUAUGGUUGGAGUUUUCAGAUGGGUUCUGCUUACCAGUUCCAUAGCUGGAGGGUCUUUGUCCUCGUCUGCGCCUUUCCUUCUGUGUUUGCCAUCGGGGCUCUGACCACGCAGCCUGAGAGCCCUCGCUUCUUCCUGGAGAAUGGGAAGCAUGAUGAGGCCUGGAUGGUGCUGAAGCAGGUUCAUGAUACCAACAUGCGAGCCAAGGGGCAUCCUGAGCGAGUAUUCUCAGUUACCCACAUUAAGACGAUUCAUCAAGAGGAUGAAUUGAUUGAGAUCCAGUCAGACACAGGGACCUGGUACCAGCGUUGGGGGGUCCGAGCCUUGAGCCUGGGGGGACAGGUUUGGGGGAAUUUUCUCUCCUGUUUCGGGCCAGAGUAUCGACGCAUCACUCUGAUGAUGAUGGGUGUGUGGUUCACCAUGUCAUUCAGCUAUUAUGGCCUGACUGUCUGGUUUCCUGACAUGAUCCGCCAUCUCCAGGCAGUGGACUACGCAGCCCGCACUAAAGUGUUCCCUGGGGAGCGGGUAGAGCAUGUGACUUUUAACUUCACGCUGGAGAAUCAGAUUCACCGAGGGGGGCAGUACUUCAAUGACAAGUUCAUUGGGCUGCGUCUGAAGUCAGUGUCUUUUGAGGAUUCCCUGUUUGAAGAGUGUUAUUUUGAAGAUGUAACCUCCAGCAACACAUUCUUCCGCAACUGCACGUUCAUCAAUACUGUAUUCUAUAACACUGACCUAUUUGAGUACAAGUUUGUCAACAGCCGUCUGGUGAACAGCACAUUCCUGCACAAUAAGGAGGGAUGCCCGCUAGAUGUAACAGGGACGGGCGAAGGUGCCUACAUGGUGUACUUUGUCAGUUUCUUGGGGACGCUGGCUGUGCUUCCUGGGAAUAUUGUAUCUGCUCUGCUCAUGGACAAGAUUGGCAGGCUCAGGAUGCUUGCGGGUUCCAGCGUGAUGUCCUGUGUCUCCUGCUUCUUCCUGUCUUUUGGGAACAGCGAGUCAGCCAUGAUCGCUCUGCUCUGUCUUUUUGGGGGAGUCAGUAUUGCAUCCUGGAAUGCGCUGGACGUGUUAACAGUCGAACUGUACCCUUCUGACAAGAGAACCACAGCUUUCGGCUUCCUGAAUGCCCUGUGUAAGCUGGCAGCAGUGCUGGGGAUCAGCAUCUUCACAUCCUUUGUGGGCAUCACCAAGGCAGCCCCCAUCCUCUUCGCCUCAGCUGCCCUUGCCCUUGGCAGCUCUCUGGCCCUGAAGCUUCCUGAGACCCGGGGGCAGGUGCUGCAGUGAGGGGGUCUCUGGGGUUUUAGGGAUGGCAGGCACACUGUGAGACCAACAGCUCCUUCUUCCCCUUCCCUGCCCUGCCAUCCUAGCCCCCCAGAACCCUCACUCUCCACUCCUGUGUUUGGUGUCUUAGCUGUGUGUGUGUGUGUGCAUGUGUGUGACCCCUUCCCCCCUCCCCCGUGGGCAGGGACUACAGGGAAGGCGCCUUCACCCCAGUUGUGGGAUGAAGCACUCCCCACUUCCUACCACCCUUGACUUUGCACAAGAGAAGGCUGAGCCCCACCUUCUCUCCCCCAGUGUUAGUGAGGGGCCCUUGCUUCCCUGCUCAGGGGUUCCAGAACAGGCUUCCUGCCUUCCCCUCAUUUCCUCUGCCUAGGCCCUGGUGAAACCAUGGAUAUUACGUUGGGGGCUGAGGUUGAGUGUAGACUAUGGACCAAAAGAACUCAAGUCUGAAGGGUCUCGGGUGCCCUCUCACACCUCCUGUUGGAUGCUGGGGGAGUAGCAAUAAACCUCAGCCCUCUGGCCUCCACUUUCCCCUCAAUUUGGGCUAUAAGUAUGAAGCCCGGAUUUUAUGAAAUUACCUUUCUGAUCCUUAUUUAUUUAGAUAUUAAGUUCUGAGGCAGCUCAGCAGGACUGUGUGUGUGGAUGUAUGUGUACACUUAUGUAUGUGGAUGUAUGUGCCAUGGGGGAGGGGUACCACUAUACUGUCCUAUCAACUAUAAGCCAAGGAUGAUCUCAAUGGACACACGCUCUGCCUCCCACAGUACCUCCCUGAACUUUGUGUCUGUGUUGAACCUAGGAGGGAGGAGUCCUAGGCCAGGCCAAGGUGAGUCCUGUAGCCUAGUGAAACCCAAGGGCACCUGACAAGGCCUGUCUCUUUCCUUUAAAUGUAGGGCCUCCUCUGGAGUGAGAGGCUCCACCUACUCACCAUAGCACAGUUAGAAAGAGCACAGUUCCCUCUCUUGCCCCAGUCUGUCUCCUAGCUGAUGGUGAAACGAGAGAAGGAAAGAGACCAGGCAUAUAGGGUCACACCAGCAGAUCAAAAAGCACAAGGAGCUGGGGCAAGGGCCCUCCUGGCAACUCUUUUUCAAGAGGAGAGGUUGGGCAGUAAGUGGGGGACCCCAAAGGCAGGGACCAGAGCCUCAGUUUCCCCAUCUCACCCACACAAUAGCCUCUGUAGGUGAAGCUGCCCAUGUCCCGCUCUACUCUGCGUGGCUGCUUUGGUGCCCUCCUCCCACUCCCACAGUAGCUGUGAUGUAUUGUAGUUUUUAGGUGUUUGUAAAAUGUUAAAAAAAAAAAAGUUAAAAGGAAAAAAGUGAAAAUAACAAAAAAGAAAAUCCAGAUUCACCCUCAUGCUCUGUCUGGUGCCCCUAUGGUCAUUCCCCACUUUUGUAACCCUGAACCAGGUGGUGACUGUUUUAACUCUUUGGUGUCUGUGCUCAAAGGACUGCCUUCUCCUUCAGUGCCCAGUAUCUGAGUGUGUGCCCCCCCUCCCUCCUUUCACCCUUUAUUUGCUGGAUGCAGCCCUCUCCCCUGCGUCUCAGGGGAGACUCAUCCGCCUCCCUCCCUGUCCUGGAGAUUCUCAACCCAACUCUGUUGAUGUG
This is a messenger RNA of Dipodomys ordii (Ord's kangaroo rat), 4252 nucleotides long. It is a transcript of the gene Sv2a, whose product is annotated as synaptic vesicle glycoprotein 2A. Gene Ontology annotation, molecular function: transmembrane transporter activity. The transcript has 13 exons. Bases 426 to 2654 code for a protein of 742 amino acids. Gene Ontology annotation, biological process: transmembrane transport; chemical synaptic transmission. NCBI's taxonomy places the organism in Eukaryota, Metazoa, Chordata, Mammalia, Rodentia, Heteromyidae. The record is from RefSeq and is a predicted model, not a curated record. Gene Ontology annotation, cellular component: membrane.